CUGCUAAGUUCACAUUGGUGUGCUCUCAAAACAAAUAGUGUGCUCGCGUCGUGCGAUUCUUUGUUUAUCACCAAAAAAAAAAACAUUCAUCACACGAAAGUUUUCAUUGAACGGCAUAACCGCGUGCACAGUUUUUGUUUAACUGUAUUAAAGUCCAUAUUUCACAAGAUAAAUCGUACCGUCGCCGCAAUGGAAGUCGAUCGCAUCGCUUCCGACUCUGAAAACGUGGCGAUGGACGAAAAGCCGGUCGUAGAGCAGGGCGCCGGAGACGCUGCGACGUCCAAUCCCGAGCGAUUACGUCGCAAGAACAAGAAAUACGCUCGUUCUAACAGCAAGGACGGGCCGAGCGCUGUGACGCCGCUCCCGAAAUAUCGUAGCUGGAAGAACAGCCGAAGACCACGCAAUGGCCACGGCAGGGGGUUACCGAAGAAAGGUGGGGCGGGAGGCAAAGGCGUGUGGGGUCUGCCAGGAUCUGAGAUGCUCGAGGAGUACGUGGAGGACCAGAACGAUCCGAACUACGAUUCGGAGGCGGUCACCAACGGCGACAUCGAAUUCAAGCAGGUCAUAGUCGAAGCGGAGCCCGAGGAUAUUAUCCGUAAAUCGGAGCCUGUGAUAUUAGAGUAUUUCGAGCAUGGAGACACGAACGCGGCCGCCGAGGAGUUCCUAGACUUUGUGACGGCGGCGAGGAGUCAUUUAGUGUGCGAGACAAUUGUGGAGAUAGCGUUGGAUCACAAGGCGAUGCACUGCGAAAUGGCCUCGGUCCUCAUAUCCGAUCUGUAUGGAAGAGUUUUUUCAGCCAAAGACAUCGGCUACGCGUUCGAGCGUCUGCUGGAGAAGCUGCCGGACCUGGUGCUGGACACGCCGGACGCGGCGCUGCUGCUGUCCAACUUCAUAGCGCGCUGCGUGGCCGACGACUGCCUGCCGCCGCGCUUCGUGCAGGCGCAGGCCGCCGCCGCGCUCUCCGCGCCCGCCAGACAAGCUAUACACAGAGCUGAGACUCUACUAUCUAUGAAGCAAGGGCUAGUGAGGCUGGACAACAUAUGGGGCGUCGGCGGAGGUAUCAGGCCGGUCAAGUCUCUGAUCCGUCAGAUCCAAUUGCUGCUGAAAGAGUACCUGACGUCAGGCGAGCUCGCGGAGGCGAUGCGCUGCGUGCGCGAGCUGGAGGUUCCUCACUUCCACCACGAGCUGGUGUACGAGACAAUACUCCUGGCUUUGGAGACCAUAAAUUCUGGUGUUGAAGAACAGCUUUGUACUUUCCUGGCUGAGUUGCGGAGGUGCUGUAUAGUCACGCCCGACCAAAUGGACAGGGGCUUCAUCCGCGUGCUCGAGGAUAUGAAUGAUAUCGUCCUGGACGUGCCUCUCGCUUACAUCAUGCUGGACAGGUUCUUGGAGCGGUGCCAGACGAGGUUCAGGCUCGGGGACAACGUGCUGAAGCGUGUGCCGACGAGAGGUCGCAAGCGCUUCGUGUCCGAAGGAGACGGGGGCGCCAUCAAGGAUCACGCGCUGAAGCUGCGCGAGUGAAUGCGCGGACGCCUGCCGACACACAGACACCGGACACCCCUGGAGGCCGCGCCCCCCGCCCCCCUGCCCCCGCCGCCGCCCCCCGGGGACCGCACGGUUGCGAGAGUGCCUUACGACGCGCGGGCGCGGUGACGUCACAGCGGCUACAUACAGCGUGUGUUUUUUGUUUCUCUAACGGACAAUAAAUUACACAGUGUCGGAAUUUAUUUGCGAGACGAUAGUCAUCGUCACUAUCCGUGUAUGAAUCGCGUUGUAAAGUUGUAAUGGAUAGUGCGAUACAGGGUGUUUCGGGACGAUGCGCGGGCUCGGUGACGUCACAACGGCUACAUACAGCGUGUGUUUUUUCUUUUUGUUUUAAUUGACAAUAAAAUUAAUUAUCACUGACUUUGUUUGUGAGACAAUGCUUCAUCUGAAUCUACUGUCUGUGUAAGAAUCGCGUUGUAAAGUUGAAGCAGGUUACAUUAUACAGGAUGCGCAGGGAAUUUUGGUCUGAAGGUAGACGCCUGAACUUCACAAGUGGAUUCGGUUGGAAUUUAACAGAGAUCGCGUCAGUCUGAUGUCCACGGGCCGCUGUAGUGAUGGCGCGCCGGGCUCGUUCGUCCGAACUGAGUAUCGAUAAAAGACAAAAAUAAAAAAAAAUGAUAACCAUUGAGCAAUAAUUUUUUAAUAAUCAAAACUAGAUCCGAUCUUCUGUCCGUAUUAGUCUUGUAAUGGCAUUUGAGUAUAUAAUAAUAUCGACGCUUGAAAGGCAAACGUGACAAAGCGACAAUGCGUGAACUUUACAGUAGACUAAUUUAAUUAAUUAAUUAAAUUA
This is a messenger RNA of Bombyx mandarina (wild silkworm), 2335 nucleotides long. RefSeq names its product Programmed cell death 4. NCBI's taxonomy places the organism in Eukaryota, Metazoa, Arthropoda, Insecta, Lepidoptera, Bombycidae. The record is from RefSeq and is a predicted model, not a curated record. Gene Ontology annotation, cellular component: nucleus; cytosol. Gene Ontology annotation, biological process: negative regulation of DNA-templated transcription.